Tripterygium wilfordii is the source of this 1311-nucleotide messenger RNA. Its product is annotated as SAGA-associated factor 11-like. Gene Ontology annotation, cellular component: DUBm complex; SAGA-type complex. Lineage: Eukaryota; Viridiplantae; Streptophyta; Magnoliopsida; Celastrales; Celastraceae. Bases 190 to 621 code for a protein of 143 amino acids. The transcript is spliced from 5 exons. The record is from RefSeq and is a predicted model, not a curated record.
CACUGUCCAGACUCCUUCGAGAAUCGCAAGAAAGCUUUCUCAGGCGUCCCCCUCACCGAGUUCGGGAGCUUUCGAUUCUUGCCAUCUGCACUCAUGUCAGCGCCAAACGAGGAUAACUUGUCUUCUCAUUCUCAGUGCUGUUCGUGAGGAUUGAUGUGUCUACUCAAGAGUCUGUUACAGUUUCCAUAAAUGCAUUUGCAGCUAUCAUCUCAAUUUUUUGAGAAUUUUCUUGAUUCUAUGAUUGCUGAUGUUGCAUCUGAGUGUCACCGGAUGGCAAAGUUGGGCCUGGAUCGAAAUUUGGAGGAAGGGGAAGAUGAGUUGAGAUCGUCAGUACUAGCCCGAGCUCAGGUUGCUGAUCCUAGUAACAGUGGUAAAACGAAUAAUGGCAAGGAUGUGCAUGACAUAUUUGGAAAUGAUAAUUCUGCUGCAGGCAAUGAAAUAUUCAAGUGCAUGAAAUGUGGAAAACCAACUGCGGUUGGAAAGUUUGCUCCCCAUCUGGAGAACUGUAUGGGAAAGGGUAGAAAGUCUCGUCCCAAGACAAGGAGUAGCACUGCUCUACAGAAUCAGAAUCGGUACUCAAAAGGUGAGGAGUGCCCUGAUGGCACAACUGAAGAUUCUUGAAACAAGAUCGGACCAGAGGCCAGCUGAUUAAAACCCUUAGUUCAAGUUGUUAGAUGCAAGCCAUUCCAUAGAUCUAGUUGAUGGAACCUCAUAAACGAUAUUUUUUCCUUCUACAUUUUCUUACGAGGAUAGGUAAUUGACAUGGUUUUCAUUAUUCAGCAGGGUUGGCUUAGACUCUCCUCAAAUAUAGGGGUACUGGAAGUAUGAUGAAGUUUUUCAGAUGAAUUGCAGGGUGUUUCUUCAUUUGUUGUAUUGAAUUGUAUAGGAGUCCCGGGUCUCUCCUGCGAGAGCCAAGUAUCCUAACCAACAAGGCUACAACGGAUACGGCGUUGGAGUUUAUUUGCGAUUAUAAAACUCAAAAGCGCAGCUCAAUCAAGCCUACGAAAGCAAACCAAUUAUCAUCAGCUGUUUGUGCUUUUUCCUUUUUUCUGCAUUCCAUUUUCUUUGACUCAGGUGAUCCAUGAUCAUUGUAGUCUGAAAUGGGAUCAAAAUGGCUGGGAAAGUUGAAAGGAUUAUUCUUCCGACAAGGCAGGUUACAGGCUGGUGCAGGAAAUCAGAGAUUAUGCGACCAUGCAAUAGCUUAUGAACUUUUUCCAAGCUUAAAAGCUUGUUAUAUAUGUAUUAAAUAAUAACUCAUAUUAAAAGUAUUAUUUAAUACCUAAAAGCUCUAGAAAAUGAGAAGUUGUACGA